Molecule: messenger RNA, 2779 nt
Organism: Gasterosteus aculeatus aculeatus (three-spined stickleback)
Lineage: Eukaryota; Metazoa; Chordata; Actinopteri; Perciformes; Gasterosteidae
Gene: tpp1
Product: tripeptidyl peptidase I
Biological process (GO): central nervous system development; proteolysis
Molecular function (GO): tripeptidyl-peptidase activity; serine-type endopeptidase activity
Source: RefSeq, a predicted model, not a curated record
AAAUAAAAUAAAAGAAAGAUCACGUGAUGGCAUGUCAUGUGACUUAUGCCUAGUCUACAGCUGCCUGUCAGACACAUCUAUGGACACACCAGCCGAGCGAGGACACGAUGAACACGCUGCUGACCUUGUCCUUCACCUUGUUGCUCAGCUCGCUGGCUUGGAGCGGCUAUCUGGAAAGUGACCAAGAUGUCUUGAUACCAGACGACUGGACCAAUGUGGGCCGGGUUGAACCCGCAGAGGAGCUGACGCUGACCUUUGCCCUAAAGCAGCAAAACAUUGACCAGCUGGAGGAAAUACUCAAACAGGUGUCGGACCCUGACUCCGCACAAAAUGGUAAGCACCUCACCCUGGAGGAGGUCUCCUCCCUUGUGCGUCCAACGGAACUGACCCAGAAGGUGGUGCGCCACUGGCUGAAGAGUCACGGGGUUACAAGCUGCCUGACUGUACGCACUCAGGACUUUUUACAGUGCGACAUGACUGCAGAGGUUGCAGAGACGCUUCUUCCAGGUAGCAGGUUCCACCAGUACGUCAGGGAUGGCCACUCUGUGGUACGGUCUUCAGCGCCGUACUCCGUUCAUGAUGAUGUUCAGCAGCACCUGGACUUUGUUGGGGGGCUUCACCGCCUCCCUCCUAAUGGUCAGGACCUCCGCAAAGCCUCAGCGAACAGGAAGCAAAAACGUUCCAAGGCAGGGCUGCACCUAGGAGUGACUCCCAGCAUCUUGAGGGCCCGCUAUAACCUCACAACAGCCGAUGUGGGAACCGCUCAGAAUAACAGCCAGGCUGUAGCUCAGUUCCUGGAGCAGUACUACAGCCCUGCGGACCUGGCAGAGUUCAUGUCCAUGUACGGCAGGAGCUUCAAGCAUCUCUCUGAGGUGGACCGGGUCGUGGGCACGCAGGGAGCAGGAAAGGCCGGAAUCGAGGCAAGUCUCGAUGUGGAGUACAUCAUGAGCACAGGAGCAAACAUCUCCACGUGGGUCUUCACCAAUCAAGGUCGUCAUGAGUCCCAGGAGCCUUUCCUCCAGUGGAUGGUUCUGCUCAGCAACAUGUCCGACCUGCCCUGGGUUCACACCAUCAGCUACGGAGAUGACGAAGACAGCUUGUCUACUGCAUACAUGAUGCGCAUCAAUGCAGAGUUUAUGAAGGCUGGCGUCAGGGGAAUCUCGUUGCUCUUCGCCUCUGGGGACAGUGGUGCAGGCUGCAAACAUUUGGGUAAAGACCAAAACUCGUUCAGGCCGAGUUUUCCUGCAUCAAGCCCAUAUGUGACCACAGUAGGAGGAACAUCGUUCAAGAACCCAUUUAAGGUCUCGUACGAAGUUACAGAUUACAUCAGCGGAGGAGGCUUCAGCAACGUCUUCACGAUGCCCGACUACCAGGCCGGUGCAGUGGAGGGGUACCUGAAGACUGUAGCAGCAACCCUUCCUCCUCAGUCAUACUUCAACACCAGCGGAAGGGCCUAUCCAGACAUGGCCGCCCUGUCUGAUAACUACUGGGUGGUCAUCAACAGAGUGCCUGUCCCCUGGGUGUCUGGAACCUCGGCCUCAACACCUGUGGUCGGAGGCAUGCUGUCUCUCAUCAAUGACCAGCGGCUGCUGAAGGGCCGGCCCGUCCUGGGCUUCCUCAACCCUCGCCUCUACAAGCUCAAAGGACGAGCUCUGUUUGAUGUGACUGAGGGCUGUCACCUGAGCUGUUUGGACGAGCAGGUUCAGGGUAAAGGCUUCUGUGCUGCACCGGCGUGGGAUCCGGUUACAGGAUGGGGGACACCAAACUACCCCGAGCUGCUCGCUGCUCUGCUAGCGGAGUGAAAACCAAUAGUUCCCCGAGUGCAACCUUCUGGAUGGGCUCUGCUCUGAGAGCAGCUACUAUACACACGAGUCCAGAGGGGAGGAUGGCGAGAUUUCUUUUAUUCAGUGCAUUUGCAGUCAAACACUGCGUGAUUCAAGCCUUCAGAAUUGUUUUUUAUCUUUACAUGUAAAGGAUGCUCUUUGCUGCUUUUAGCAAUACUCCAAAAGGCUUACAACCUUUUCCUCAACAAUUUUAGGUCCUGGAUGUUGUGGUGAUUUGGGUAUUUUUAUUGCUACACUGCAUUUGAACUGACCCAGAUUCCUCAUGCUGCUGUAUACACAGCAGGGGAAGUGUGGGUAAACUGGAUACUAUGCAUAAUGCGUGAUAUUGUUGGUCUAUUUUGCCAUUCUUCACUCCAGGGAUGAGCUUGUUACAAUGCAGUUUUAUUUGAGGAAAUUACUCUUUGCAAUUCUAAAAGGUACGCGUGUAUUUUAAAUACACAGGCACUAUACUAUGGUGGUUUAAGAUUUACAGGACCUUUUUUAACCUUGGUUUGUUGGCUCUGCAGCUACAUGCCAACCAGAUGCACUGCAAUGUGGGUUAAAUCAUUUGGCGCAACAGUUGCACAUGUCUUUGUUUUAACCCCUCAGAUCGUAUACAUGUGAUGUGAGAAAAUUACUCAAUGCAUUGCUUAUUGAAGAUAAUAAAUGUUCGUUGAUUGUUUAGGAAUGUACAACAUGCUUUUGCAAAUCUAAAUCUAUUUUUUAAUUAAGUGCCAAAGUGAGCUCAGAUUCUUAUGGAACAUUUUAACUUGAAAUGCACAUUUUUGAAUUCUCCCUAGCCUCUUUUUACUUUUGGCAAAAAAAAGUAGGUGGACAUUGAACUUGAACGACAAUUUAUUCAGCUGUAAGAUGCCACUUUCAAGCUGUUCAAAUGUAAGACGCAAUGCAAUUGUGUAUUUGCAUUGUGCUGAGAAAUAAAAAGACUGUUUCUCCAA